UUACAGAAACUGUUGUAACUUGAAACUGGGAUCCUAGUUAGUGAGAAUCACACUGAAAGAGAUAUGGCAAGGCCAAGAAGAUCAAUCCCCAUCUUUUUUGUGGGAAUUCUGCUUUGCUUUUGCUUGGCAGCCUCGGAAAAGGCAGAACAUGUGAAGUAUAAGGAUCCAAAGCAGCCAUUGAACGUUCGAAUCAAGGACCUGAUUGGAAGGAUGACAUUAGAGGAAAAAAUUGGACAGAUGGUCCAGAUUGAGCGGGCUGUUGCUUCAGCCGAGGUGAUGAAAAAGUAUUUCAUUGGUAGUGUAUUGAGUGGAGGAGGGAGUGUCCCAGCUCCAAAAGCUUCAGCAAAGACUUGGCUCAACAUGGUCAAUGAAUUUCAGAAGGGUUCGUUAUCUACCCGAUUAGGAAUUCCAAUGAUUUAUGGGAUUGAUGCUGUUCAUGGACACAACAAUGUCUACAAGGCAACCAUUUUCCCUCACAACAUUGGUCUAGGUGCUACCAGGGACCCUGCACUAGUUAAGAAGAUUGGAGCUGCAACAGCACUUGAAGUCAGAGCUACAGGCAUUCCAUAUGCUUUUGCACCUUGUUUAGCGGUAUGUAGGGAUCCGAGAUGGGGUCGAUGCUAUGAAAGUUACAGUGAAGAUCACAAGAUUGUUCAAGCAAUGACCGAGAUUAUACCAGGAUUGCAAGGAGACAUCCCUUCUAACUCUCGCAAGGGUGUUCCAUUUGUUGCUGGAAAGAAAAAUGUUGCAGCUUGUGCUAAGCACUAUGUAGGUGAUGGUGGAACAACCAGGGGAAUCAAUGAGAACAAUACAGUGAUAGACAGGCACGGUUUGCUUAGCAUUCAUAUGCCAGCCUACUAUAAUUCAAUUAUCAAAGGUGUUUCAACCGUCAUGACUUCCUAUUCAAGCUGGAAUGGAGUUAAGAAUCAUGCUAAUCAUGAGAUGGUCACCAACUUUCUUAAGAAAACACUUCGUUUCAGGGGCUUUGUCAUCUCGGAUUGGGAGGGUAUUGACAGGAUUACAUCUCCACCUCAUGCUAACUAUACAUAUUCCAUUCUAGCUUCAAUCAAUGCCGGGCUUGACAUGAUUAUGGUUCCAAACAACUAUAAAGAAUUCAUUGAUGGGCUGACCUACCUGGUGAAAAAUAAAUUCAUCCCCAUGAGCCGCAUUGAUGAUGCAGUGAAGAGGAUUUUGCGGGUUAAGUUUGUGAUGGGUCUGUUUGAGGACCCGCUAGCAGAUGACAGCUUGGUUGACCAACUUGGAAGUCAGGAACAUCGAGAGUUGGCUAGGGAAGCAGUGAGAAAAUCACUUGUGCUGCUAAAGAAUGGAGACUCUGCCGAUGCUCCAUUACUUCCCUUACCCAAGAAGGCACCGAAGAUACUAGUAGCUGGUAGCCAUGCAAACAAUCUGGGUUACCAAUGUGGUGGAUGGACAAUUGAGUGGCAGGGACAAGGUGGCAAUAACAUCACAGAUGGUACUACAAUCCUCACUGCUAUCAAGAAAACAGUUGAUCCAAAAACAAAAGUUGUAUACAAGGAGAAACCUGAUGCUGAAUUUGUCAAGUCCAACGAUUUCUCAUACGCCAUUGUUGUAGUAGGGGAGCAUCCAUAUGCAGAGACAAAUGGAGACAGCUUAAAUUUGACAAUUCCAGAACCUGGUCCAAGCACAAUCGGAAAUGUUUGUGGAGCUGUGAAAUGUGUUGUUGUCGUAAUAUCUGGUCGUCCUGUUGUGAUCCAACCUUAUGUUCGCUACAUAGACGCUAUUGUCGCUGCUUGGCUGCCGGGAAGUGAGGGUCAAGGUGUUGCUGAUGUACUGUUUGGCGAUUAUGGUUUUACUGGCAAGCUUUCAUUCACUUGGUUCAAGACUGUUGAUCAGUUGCCAAUGCAUGUUGGAGAUUCACAUUAUGAUCCCCUCUUCCCAUUUGGGUUCGGCCUGACCACUAAACCAACCAAAGCUUAGUAGGCAAUCUUUUUUAUAGUAUUUCUACUUUCAAGUUGUUUGAAGCCAUUAUCAAUUACAUUUAGCACCUUAUAAAAAAUUUUACAUUUGUCACAACCACAAAUGAUAUUUGUUAUAAAGUAUCCUGAUCAUUUGUGCUUACUCAAGGCCUUGUGUAUAGUUUCCAAUCUCGAGAGUCCGAGCAUCUGUUUUGUGGUUGACAUACUGUGAGUUCCAAUACCUGCCUUAACCCCCAUCUCUGCAAGUGUAUGUAAGUUGCUAGGUAACAGGUUCCAGUUCAGUUUUAAAAUAUCUCCGCUUCAAUAAAGGCAUCAGGAAAACAGCCAACAACAAUCUGCUAGCCUGAACAAUUAUCUCUUCCCCUUUCUGUUGAAAAUUUCUGUUCUGUUUUUCCUUCUUUAUAAAUAAAGUGUUGAAAUUAUAUUUGAUAAAUUUUGAGGAGGAUGAUGAUGGUGCCAUGCAAGAGACUGUAGGCAUUUUUAUUACAUUGCUACAAUCUGUCAAAUCACUGGCAGAGAAUAGAAAUUCGUUCGAGUCUUUUUGACUGCAAUUAUAAAUCAUUUUCAUUCGAUAAGGUGAGGCUCUAAGAGAUUCCAAUGCUAUUGCUCAUCUUCAAAUUAAGAAAAGGAAAAACAAAAAUGAAAAAAAGAAACACCUCAUCUAGCGGCCAAACCCAAGAGCCUGUCAUUUUUCUGUCAUAUACUAU
Messenger RNA from Theobroma cacao (cacao), 2665 nucleotides. RefSeq lists its product as uncharacterized. Lineage: Eukaryota; Viridiplantae; Streptophyta; Magnoliopsida; Malvales; Malvaceae. The record is from RefSeq and is a predicted model, not a curated record. Gene Ontology annotation, molecular function: beta-glucosidase activity. Gene Ontology annotation, biological process: glucan catabolic process.